CACUCCGUGCAAAAUCUGUAUGAAAACUGUUUGGCGGCGUUUGAAGAAUAUUUGGAGCCAAAAUUCAAUCAUACCACAGCAAGCUCCACUGAGUAGAGGCUCCGUUGAGAGUGUGAGCCAACAGUCUCUGGCAAGCAUACGAAAGAGAAGAAUCAGACAGCAGUUUCCAGUUUCGACCAAUUACACUAGAGGUCGAACUCCCAUGGAAUUAGAUGGAACAAAGGAAGAGUAAAAGUUUGAUCGAUAGCAUCAGUGACAUAUUCAGCAAUGGCAUACAUUUUGCAGCGCCAAUUUCCUCCUUGAGGACGAGUGAGCUUGAUCUGGUGCGUGGUGUAUUGCAAAUGUUGCAAGGAUUCUCCGGUUCCCUUUUUAGCUGGGAUUAUAGUGGGAAGAAAUUUUGUGCUAAAAGUGGGAUAUAUGUUUCUCACCUCUCCCGAUCUAGCCUUCUUGCCAUUCUCAACCAAUUUAUGUACGCAGCGACAUGUCUUCAGUUGACACAGCUCGUAUUACAAGAAAUUAAUACAACCGCAAAGUCCGUUCCUCCUACUUUAAGGGCGUUUGUUACAUCUGUUUCUGGUUGGCUGAAGAGGCUGCGAGAUUCAGUAUUGAAGGAGGAGAUUAAAAUUCAUGAUGCUGGCUCUGGAACCACUCCUACUUUAAUGGGUUUAGCUGGCUCUUUAUCGAGUCUUUGUUCAGGUGCUGAAUAUUUAUUACAAAUAGUCCACAAAGCCAUUCCCAAAGUAUUCUUUGAAUCUAGUGGUGCACUUACCACUGCUGAUUUGGCCGUUCAUGUCCUUGACAGCCUUUACAAGAAGCUUGAUGAAGUGUGCCUGAUACAAAAUGGUCAGGAAGAAACUUACCAAAUGCUGCUUCAUAUAUUUGUUGGAAGUUUAUUGCCGUAUAUUGAGGAGCUUGAUUCCUGGGUUUUUGAAGGAAUACUUGACGAUCCUUUUGAGGAGUUGUUCUUCUAUGCUAAUGAAGCAGUCUCAGUUGAUGAACAUGAUUUUUGGGAGAAGAGUUACUCUUUAAGAUCACUGAAGUUGGAAGAUGAGCUCUCUUCAUCAAUUAAAAAGGAAGCAAAUGAAAGAGAAUCUAUUUCUCUAUCUCAUUUGCUGAAGGGAAAAGACCAGUACACUGGAGGCUCUAUAGCAUGUCCCCUGUUUAUGAAGGACAUAGCUAAGUCAAUAGUUGCUGCUGGAAAGUCUUUGCAGCUCAUCCGUCAUGUUUAUGAAACAUUGUCUCCUGCAUCAGAAAAACAAUAUGGUGAUGAGUUUAAUGGUAGUGCUGAUUAUGGAGGAAGUUUGGCAAGGCUAUCCUUGUCAGAAAUCUUUUGUUUGUCAUUGGCAGCUCUAAUUGGUGAUGGUGAUCGCAUAUCUAGAUACUUCUGGAAACAUGACCACUAUCAACUUGAGACGGAUUCCUUAUUCAAGUCCCACACAAACAAAUUUGAAGUAACAAAUGGCAUUGGUGAUUCAGCAUGUAAAGAAAAACAUUGGUAUAGUUUAUUGGUCGAUGCAUUGGCGCUGAAAAGAAGUGUCUGUUUGAAGUCUGGACACAAGGAUGCGAAUAAGCUCAUUGGUGAAAGAGAAAAGAAUAUUACAUUUGAUAUGAAAAAUUGUUUAUGCUCCUUGGAAUCGUUCCACCCUGAAAAUCCAGUUAUGACUGUGUGUACAACAAUCCUGAAAGAUAACACAAAUGUUUGGAAAAGAUUGAACCUGUCUAGAUGUUUCAACUUGCCCCCUUUAAAUGAUGAGAGUUUAUUGAAGGCAAUAUUUGGUGAUGAGGACGCAUCCUGUUCUGAAACAAAGGGGACAGAUUUUACUUUUGGUUUCCAGUUUGAUAAAUACGAACACGUUCAUUUGCAAAAGGAAGCAAAACUGAUCGAGACAUUGUUUCCUUUUCCCACAAUUCUCCCCGAGUUCCGGGAUGAUCUCCAUAUUUCAGAUCUCUUACCCUUCCAGAAGAAUAGCACUCUUCCAUCAAGGGUUCUAAGCUGGAUGUCAAAUACUGUGCCAAGGACAAUGCCACUUAUGAUGGUCAUUAUGGAAGAAUGCCUUGUUGUAUAUCUAAGACAGCAGGUGGACCACAUUGGCAAGCGUGUUUUGUCAAAGUUGAUGAACGAAUGGAGAUUGAUGGAUGAACUAGCUGUCUUACGUGCUAUUUAUUUAUUAGGAUCAGGCGAUCUGCUGCAGCAUUUUUUUACUGUAAUUUUUAAUAAACUGGACAAGGGAGAAACGUGGGAUGAUGAUUUUGAGUUAAAUACUAUAUUACAGGAAUCUGUAAGAAACUCCUCUGAUGGUAUGCUACUAAGUGCACCAGAUUCUUUGGUGGUGUCAAUUGUCAAAACUAAUUCUUUGGAUGGUGACGAGCAUUCUAAUUUAGUGAAACCACCGUCGACCCCACAUAAAAGCUCUGCACAUGGCUUUGGAAUGGAUGGGCUUGAUUCACUUAAAUUUACAUACAAGGUAUCUUGGCCACUUGAACUUAUUGCCAACACAGAGGCAAUUAAAAAGUAUAAUCAGGUGACAGGGUUCUUGUUAAAGGUUAAGCGAGCAAAGUUUGUUCUCGACAAAACUAGGCGUUGGAUGUGGAAGGGCAAAGGCACUGUUGUAAACAAUUGUAAGCGCCACUGGCUGGUAGAACAGAAACUCCUCCAUUUUGUGGAUGCCUUUCACCAAUAUGUAAUGGACAGAGUCUAUCAUAGUGCAUGGCGAGAACUCUGUGAAGGUAUGGCAGCUGCACAAUCUUUGGAUGGGGUUAUAGAGGUGCAUGAGGCAUACUUGCUGUCGAUUCAUAGACAGUGCUUUGUGGUUCCAGAUAAGCUGUGGGCUCUAAUUGCUAGCCGAAUCAAUGUUAUCCUUGGGUUGGCCCUAGAUUUUUACUCUGUGCAGCAAACUUUGAGUAGUGGUGGAGCUGUUUCCGCAAUUAAGGCUCGGUGUGAAAUGGAGGUCGACCGUAUUGAGAAACAAUUUGAUGAUUGCAUCGCUUUCCUCCUCAGAGUCUUGUCGUUCAAUCUAAAUGUGGGACACUUCCCUCACUUGGCAGAUUUGGUUACGAGAAUAAACUAUAGCUACUUCUACAUGUCUGAUAGCGGAAACUUGAGAACUGCCCCCAGCUCUGAAACCGUAUCUUCCAGACUUGGGAAGACAUUUAUGGGGAGAACGGAUUAAUUUUUAACAUCUUUUCUGAUAUUUCCUCCAAGGCUGGUUAAUCCAGGUGCUUUGCCUUCAUUUUCUGGAAUUAGUUUCAGUGAUGUUACUAGUGCCGCAGAACCUUCUGUUUGGAGAUUGUUUGUCAACACUUGGUGCCUUUACUGCACAUUGUUAUAUGGUACAGCUCUUCAACGUGGCGAAUUUCUUUGCAGUCACCACGUUGUACUGUGGUUUUGUUCAGCAUAGGCUGGCUCCUUUGGGACCGCAAACGUGGGCAGAUCACUUUUCCAUGAAAUCUAGGGUUGAAAUUUAACUCAGAUUUUAAGAAGUGUUUCAGUCUAAAUGACUUGGCGAUGCCAUGAUCCAACAGAAGUAAGUGCAGUACAUCUCAUCUUCAAGAAUCUAAGAAUGGGCUGAAUGUAUCUUCCUUGAAAGCCCCAAAUUUUCAUGGUUAAUUCUGCAGUGUUCUAUCUAUCAUGUUCAUGGAAGAAUGAAUCAUGGGGCUGGAAACCUGGGAACAUGCUUCCUUCAACUUAACCUUUUGCUUUUCUUGUGGUGUUUGCCGUGUGAAAUAUGUGUUCUCUAAGUGAGUGCCUUUGCUAAUCCAAAUAGUUUUGGAUUUUUUUGGGCUUUUGGCCCCACUCUUGUAAUUCUGUAAAGCAAACGAGUCUUGGAAAUUUCUGCUAUCUACAGUAGUUUUCGUUCGUUC
Messenger RNA from Cucurbita pepo subsp. pepo (vegetable marrow), 3861 nucleotides. RefSeq lists its product as uncharacterized. The record is from RefSeq and is a predicted model, not a curated record. NCBI's taxonomy places the organism in Eukaryota, Viridiplantae, Streptophyta, Magnoliopsida, Cucurbitales, Cucurbitaceae. Gene Ontology annotation, biological process: microtubule nucleation; mitotic cell cycle; cytoplasmic microtubule organization. Gene Ontology annotation, cellular component: gamma-tubulin complex; microtubule organizing center; spindle pole. Gene Ontology annotation, molecular function: gamma-tubulin binding; microtubule minus-end binding.